This is a messenger RNA of Condylura cristata (star-nosed mole), 7031 nucleotides long. RefSeq names its product NOP2/Sun domain family, member 6 (gene NSUN6). NCBI's taxonomy places the organism in Eukaryota, Metazoa, Chordata, Mammalia, Eulipotyphla, Talpidae. Gene Ontology annotation, molecular function: methyltransferase activity; RNA binding. The record is from RefSeq and is a predicted model, not a curated record. The transcript has 11 exons. The coding region runs from base 415 to 1818 and encodes 467 amino acids. Gene Ontology annotation, biological process: RNA methylation.
UGGGAGCGCGAGUUUGGAAAUUUAGGCCUUUAGAUUGGAAACCUCAAAGCGGUGCCGCCGUGUUUGCAGCGCUACGCCCACUUCGCCACUGACUUGCUCGUCACGCCCUUCUUUGUUUUCCGCAACCCGGGUGGCUUCGUUGCACGGUGACUUCCGUGGGAGUCCCUAAUUUUAGGAGGACCGGGUACCGGUGCGGUGCAGCCAGGAAGCCGUCUGCACCAGCUGUGGGUCCUGGGGAAGCGUGGAGUCCCCUGCAGUUCCGAAUAUAACCUGGCCGAGCGGGACUUUUCCUGGGCAUCUUGUCCCGGCUCGUUGUGGAGGGUUAUUCCCGCUGCACAGGCCCACGACUAUUCGGCAGCAGCUUAACUACGGUUUUCUCAACAUUUCUCCUAGAGAAAACGAAGCCAGAGGAAAAUGUUUGUUUUCCCUAAAAUAUCUUUAAGACUUGAGGUUGAAAACUAUCUUAAAGAAAGUUUUAUGAAUAAAGAGCUUGUGUCUGCUUUAGGUAAGCACGAAGCAGAAAGGAAGUUUGAAAGUCUAUUAAGUCACUUAUCAUACCCUCCAUCAUUCACUACUGUCAGAGUAAAUACACAUUUAGCAUCAGUACAGCAUGUGAAAAAUCUGUUAUGUGACGAACUUCAGAAGCAGUAUGAUGGAUUAAGUGUUCCUAUUCUUCAACAUCCGGAUCUUCAGGAUAUCUUACUUAUUCCUGUUAUUGGACCUAGGAAGAACAUAAAGAAACAACAGCAUGAAGCCAUUGUUGGAGCCCAGUGUGGCAAUGCAGUGUUAAGAGGAGCACAUGUAUAUGUUCCAGGAAUUGUGUCAGCUUCAAAAUUUAUGAAAGCUGGAGAUGUUAUUUCUGUGUACUCUGAUGUUAAAGGCAAAUGUAAGAAAGGAGCUAAAGAAUUUGAUGGAACAAAAGUAUUUCUUGGAAAUGGAGUUUCUGAACUAAGCCGAAAAGAAAUCUUUGGUGGGCUACCUGAACUGAAAGGUAUAGGCAUAAGAAUGACAGAGCCUGUGUAUCUCAGCCCUUCAUUUGACAAUCUAUUGCCUGGAUAUGUAUUUUUACAGAAUUUGCCAUCCGCUGUAGUAACUCAUGUUUUGGAUCCUCAACCUGGGGAGAAGAUUCUAGAUUUGUGUGCAGCACCUGGAGGCAAAACAACACACAUUGCAGCAUUCAUGCAUGAUCAGGGAGAAGUUAUAGCGCUUGAUAAAAUAUCCAACAAAGUGGAAAAAAUAAGGCAGAAUGCUUUAUUGUUAGGAUUAAAUUCCAUCAGAGCAUUUUGUUUUGAUGGAACGAAGGCUCUUAAAUUCAGUAUGGACACAGAAGGGGAACCGCCAUUCUUACCAGAAUCUUUUGAUCGAGUUCUUCUUGAUGCACCUUGUAGUGGAAUGGGACAGAGACCAAACAUGGCUUGUGCUUGGACUUUAAAAGAGGUGACAUCAUACCAGCCAUUACAGCGAAAGCUUUUUACAGUGGCAGUUCAGCUGCUGAAGCCAGGGGGCGUACUGGUUUAUAGUACGUGCACUAUCACACUGGCAGAGAAUGAAGAGCAAGUUGCCUGGGCCCUCAAGACAUUUCCUUGCCUUGAGCUUCAGUCCCAGGAACCACACAUUGGAGGAGAGGGAAUGAUGGGAGCUGGCCUGCCACCUAAACAAUUGAAACAGCUGCAGCGAUUUGAUCCAUCUGCUGUGCCAUUACAGGAUACUGAUAUUGAUUCUUUCAGAGAUGCCAGAACAGAAGACAUGAUUUGGCUGGCAAAUAAGGAUUGUAUAGGUUUUUUUAUUGCAAAAUUUGUAAAAUGCAAAAGCUCAUAGGCUUUUAGAAUUGAAAAUUCUAAACAUUUGCUCUGUGUGUGUGUUUAGCCAAACUGUUGUCAGACCAAGUGAUUUGAUGGCAUGGUUGUUAAGGAAACAGAAAAGACUGCCACCUAUUUUACCAGAGAUCAAGAGAGACAGAGGAAGUAGUCAAGAAGUGGGAUGAGAUUAUAUUUUGUGUUUUUAAAGAAUUUUUUCAUCAUGAAUUUAUCAGUAUAAGGAAAAGGAGAUGCCUAGGACAUAGUUUCAUUGGGAGUCUUCUGUUUUAAUUUAUGAAGAACACAAGUAAUUUUUAAUGUUAAAAUCAGUGAAUCUAAUAAAAGGAAUAAAAUUAGUUAUAGUUCAUUUGGCUGUAAAAAUAAUUGUAAAUAAUUCCACAAGUUGAGGCAUGGGAAGCGGAAUAUUUACCAUGUGUCAAAACCUGGGCAUUUUACCUGAGUCUGCUUGUUACUUAGUAAAUCAACUCUUCAAAAUGAAGUUUGGGCCCCGUCCAUAUGAUAGUCUGCCUUAACUCUGUUAUUGUUCAUGAUUUUAGACUAAAAAUAGGGUGAUUAUUUUCUUCAUUUUGUAGAUAACAAAAAUGAGAAUAUUCUCAAUUUGAGUACAUUUCACCUACUGGGUUACAUAUUAUGUAAGUCAUUAUACAUUUAAGUGGUGAGAAAAAGAAAACCUGCUUCUAACAGCUAGACCUUGGAAUUUUAGUGAACAUGAACAAUUUCAUAGAACACCAACAUCAGAUAAGACAACUGUGACUAUGACAGACCAUGACAAAGAAAGAGAACUUUAUAGUCUAUUUUGAAUUCAGACAAAAUCUACACAAUCAUCUGAAGCAGAAGUAAGUAAAUAUACCUGUGCAGUGGUCAAUAGAAAAGAUUACAUUAAAAAAAAAAAUGUAACCUUAAGCUUCAUCUACCUGCUUUUUAGGUUAUUAAAGAGUCAUUAAAAUAGCACAGUUUAAAUAUUCAUUUGGUAUUAACUACAUGUUUUAUUGACUUUGUGAUCAGCCCCAAAUUCCUAAACCAAAAUAGACAUUUAGAAAUAAUCGCUACUAGUUUCACUUUUUCCUCAGGAACUUCUUAAAAGUAUUCUGUCUAUCAAGAUUGCAAGGUCUCUUGGAUCAGGUAAGGCCUUUAUUUAGUCUCUUUUGGGAAGAAAGAUUACUUGAACCACCUUUGCUGAAAGUUGGUUAGGCAUACAUCUUUAGUGGUAAACAAAUUAUGUACAGCAACUGAUAAGUGUUUCCCUUAUUACUUUUCACUAACUUACUUGAACUUCUACCCAAUGAAAUGGGAAAUCCUGGAGGCAAAGAGCCUGUCAUUUCUGUUACCAUUUCUGAGUAGAUCAACAAAUGCUUAUGGGACAAGGGAAAAGUACUUCAUGCUUAAGAUUCGAAUGUGUAACUGACUUCUUUCCCUUCGAUUUAUGUUAUAUGUAGUAUCACUGGUUUACCUGUGAUACUUCCUUUUCUGUGACUCAGUGUACUACCUAAAACUUUAAACGAGUUUUUAAAAAUCCACAAAAUUCAUUUCUCACACUCUCUACACAAUCUAGCCAUGUGUAUUAAGCUGGAAUGAAAAUGGGAAUCAGUCCAGCAGCAAAUUUGUGAUUUUUGAUGAUUGCUUGUAUUUUUAUAUUUAUUAGUAUUAUAGUGUAAAUUUUAAAAACUUCCAUAUGGAAUUAAGUGUGGACACUGUUUACAACUUUACCUUUAAAGUACUCAGAAAUGGUACCUUAUUUUGUGUUGUAUUUUUUCCUCCCCAAAAUAGAGCAAAUUGAAAUAAAAGAUUCAAUUUUAAGGGCCAUUGAAACUUCAGGGAAAAUAUCAGGGAGAUGCGGAGAAAGAACAUAAUAUAUUCAUUUAACAUAUUUAGUGUUAACAGAUUCAGUAUAACAGGAAAACAUUUUAAUUCAACACCAGUACAUUUUAGUUAAUGUAGCACAGUACAAAUAGAUGAAAAUAUAAGUUAACUAAAAUUGAACUGACCCAGAACCAUUUAGUUACCUGUAUUGUUUAACAGCCUAGCUCUUGGAGUUUGAAUAAGAUCAGAGUGCCCAAGACUAGUGGCAUUACAUCACUGAAUAAAGGAACAAAUAAGGGUGAGGAGUUAAUUUUGUUACAAAGAUGGAUCUUGGAGCUUCCUUUCUAAAUGAAAAAAACUUCAAACCUGGAAACAAGAAUUACUGCACAUGUGCAAGUCAGGUGAGAGGACAAUUCUGUGUUUAAAUCUUAAAAUUUCUUUUCCUACGUGAAGUUAUCUUUUUUUAAAUCAGACAUAAUGGGAAGAACACUAAGGAGUAGCAGUGAUUGUCCUUGCCCAUGAAGAUGAGGCUCCACAAAGGGUAAGUGUUGUUGACUAUUUAAAAUUCUCACUAUGAUUGGUAAUUAAUACUACCAAUAAUAAACAGUGCAGAAGCCAGCUCUUUAUUUGUUUUAUAUGAAUGACUUUAAACCAGGUUUGUCGAACAGUUCAGUGUAGCUGACAGUGGAUUUAACAGGAAUGCAGAGCAGACCAUGUUAAAAAUGUGGCAUUGUCCCAAAGUACAAUAUAACUAAGACAUCCUACAUUUAGCAGCACCUUUUUGUAACAGUAACUUAAAUGAGCAGUAGAGAAAGAGCAUAGGAAAAAUUGAAAUGGAUUUGACAAAAAACAUAGAACUGUUGAGAACAUUUCCAGCAUUUUCUAGGUUGACUACAAAAAUUGAUUCUACAAUUGAGUUAAGUUAAGAUUAAGCCUUUGCUGUGUGAAGAGACUAAUUUUACAUUCCACAAGUCAGUAAGUAAUCCAUUGUCCUUGGGAUGAUUUCUUCAUUUACAAAUUUAGCAUGUACUGUUUACAUAUAUGCCCACUAUACAAUUUUCACAUAUACUCUUAAGUCAAAUCCUUCAAUAUACUUUCUGAGGAGUACUAUAGUGUAGACUAACAUGUUUCACAGUAAAGUGAAAAACUAAAAAUUCAGGUACAAAAUUUAAAAAAUGGAAUCAUUAGCAUGACUCAGAGGGGUUAAUGGUAGCAGCAAGUAAGAUAAAUACCAGUUAAACUAAGAAUUUAAUUAUUCCACAGUCUAAUUAAUUAGGGUGAAAGUAUGUGGUAAGGAUGGGAGUGGUGAUCAAUGACAUCUUACUUACCAUGAUGGAAAAUUUAUUAGAAAGUUUAUAAAAGCAGUUUAAAUUGGAAUAUGGUAUGUAAUGAGCUGAAAUUUUUGCAUCAAAAUUAAUAUAUAUAUUAUGACUUUUUCUAUUCAAUAAAUAAAUCCAUGUCAGUAGUACAGAGCUAAUUAACAAAUAUUGAUUGAAGGGAAUGUUUCAUAUAUUAGUUGAUAAAAUACUAUGUAUAUAUCAUUUUUUUAAAACAUUUUUCUUGAGGCUUAGGGGAAAUGAGUUAAAUGUAAAAUAGUUUUACUUAGAAAGGCCCAAGAAUAUUUGGCAGGAACCUAGAUUAAAGAAACAAAACAGAAAAAUCAGGUUCUUAUUUAACAAAAUAUCACAUAGGAAUCAGAAGUUAGGCAAUCAUAGAGGCAUUUUGUAAGGACAAACUUCAAGAGCUAGUUACUUACACAUCUAAUACUGUUUUAUCUGUCCAGUAAUAACUGGACAAAAUGUACAUGUAUACAUGUAAGAGACAAAAGGUUUCGUCCUAGUGUGAUAACCAUUGUGAGCUUCUUAUACAGCAGGAUAAUUGAGGCAUGGAGAUAGUAUCUUCUAGGCUUCCCUUCAGAGUAGAUGUCUGACAUAGGAAAAUAUGUUUAAUAUUUUAUGCACUUUAACUCAUCUCAUUUUGCCCUGAUUAUUUAAGAGCAGAAACUUUGGUUGUAAGAAGCACUUCUGGGUUUUGAAAGACAAUGCAACUUUUUCAGUUGGUGGUGAGAUGGAAUGAGAGGUAAACAGGAACAAUAGGCGAAGUUAGAAAAGGAAAUGGGAGAAAUUAGAAAAAUUUAUUUUCCUAUGAAAUAAUUCUACAAGCGGUGUAAACGUUUCUUACUAAAACAUACUCAAGCACACAAAGAUUGUACAUUCCAGUGAGACACUAACAGUUAAAAGUAGCCUGUACUUUCACUCUCUAGGAGCAAAAACAAGGAGCCAGCAGAUGAAUGCUUUCCUAGUUACCUUUGGCAGCAAGCUUCCUCACAUUCCCUGACUGCUCACUGGGUCAUUAAAGCAACGUACAGCACAAUUAAAUACAAAGCCAGGUGGGUAGAAUUCUAGAUUUCAGUCUCUAGUUUUCUCAUUAGUAUUCACAACCAGUCACUCGUGCACACUCUUCCACACAGACGCACGUGCAUACAGGACUCCGGCUCGUAUACUCCAGUGCAGUGACAGUAAGACACUAGUUACUAUGAAUGUGUUUGUCACCAUCAGUGUGAACUGCAUGGAUUAGAACAACCUUUGGGGUUUGGUUAUAUAUGCCAUAAUUUAUGGUCAAAAUUAUAAACUUACAAGGAUGGUAAAACAUUUAGAAAUCAAACUUUUUCAAGUUAAGCAAUCACGCAUAUUUACAGUAUAUACAGACUUUCUACUAAAGUGGGGAUAGGUGUCUAGACGAUGUUAUUACAAAUUUCCUGAAUGUGGGCAUUUCUAGUCCCUGUAAUUCAUAAAGCAAAUCUGCUGACUUGGCAUUAAGACUCUAAAAUAGUGUGAUCAAACUGAUAUAUAUAUAUAUUAUUAUAAGAAGGUGUUUGCAGAAAUAACAUUUACAAACUGUCUAUACAGUACACAGUACUAGUACAUAGAAAAUAGAUUCUAACUUUAUGAUCCCCUUUGUGUAAGGCAAGACUGAAUCUGUCCCCAAAUUUAGUCAGCCAGAGGUACAAGCAACAGUGGUCCGUGAAUAAAUGAAGAUGCAAAUCAGGUGUCUAUCUAUUAAAAACCUGGAGAUUUGAGAAAUUCCACUUUUAUCUGGGCUGAUUCUGGUUUGCUGGACAUAGGAACUACAUUUCUUAAAAUACUUUGCCACCUGGAUGGCAACAGGUUUUGUUCAAGUGGCAACUACCCCAAAUAGUUUUUGGAAAGUCCAGUAUACAAUUGGAGGACUGCAGCUGUACCAGGCGAUUUAUAGAACACAUACAAAAGAAAAAAUGUUAAUACUCUAUCUCAUGCUAUUGCUAUUCAAGCAACAGCAAUACAACAUAUACAAGACAGAUCACAUGAUUUGCAAUGUAGACCUCAAAGAAUGUCUGAGGGUGCUGUUACACAAGACUUAAAAAAAAAAAAAAAA